This is a messenger RNA of Exophiala spinifera, 4209 nucleotides long. RefSeq lists its product as uncharacterized. Lineage: Eukaryota; Fungi; Ascomycota; Eurotiomycetes; Chaetothyriales; Herpotrichiellaceae. The record is from RefSeq and is a predicted model, not a curated record. The transcript has a single exon. Gene Ontology annotation, molecular function: protein binding. Gene Ontology annotation, cellular component: Ski complex. Bases 1 to 4209 code for a protein of 1402 amino acids.
AUGGCUUCGAAAGUGCUUUUGAAGGCCAUCAAGGCUUCUCUUGAUAGUGGCCAUUUCGAAAAAGCAGCCGCGCAGGCAGAAGAUGUGCUCAGUCAAGACAACAAAAACCACACGGCUCUACUAUUUCUUGGGUUUGCGAGAGAAAAACUGAACGACCUCGACGCUGCUGAGAAGGCUAUUCGCAAAGCGGCAGAUUUGAAGCCCCAGGAUCCCCAGGCCUACAAGGGGUUAAUCACGUUGUUUGAGAAACAAGGCAGCUCUAAGGUGGACGCAUAUCACGAUGUCGCGUUCAAAUUGGCAGACAUUUACGCCCAGCAAGAAGACCGAGCUCAGUGUCAGAAUGUCAUUGACAAGUAUGAGCUGUUUGCAAAGAAGCAUGGGACCAGAGCACAGUACCGAAGGGCACUGGAAUUGAUCCUUCCAACGUCGAGCCUAUAUUCCGCCCUGGAGGGCCGAGUUAUGCAGCCAUCACUUACGUACCAGCGCAUACUGGAGUCAGCCGAGGCCGAGGAGAAAGAAUGGAUCAACACCCAAAUAGGAGAAAGAAGAACACGAUUGGGAGCGAGGAUCGAUCAAGUCACCAAACAGGUCAAGGCCGAGGCAAUUGAUAAAUUUCAUGUCGAAGAUAUCUAUGCGGCGCUAAUCGAUUGGACCCGGGACGAUGAUGCACGCCACGAUCUGGAGCAAAAACUCUUUAAGCGCAUGUAUGACAAUCUGCAUGUAGUUCCAGAACAGAAAAAACCCCAACAACGCGACAAGGUCCUGACGAUGGCGAAUGGUAUGGUCAUCGUCAAACAGCCAUUUAACCUGGCGUGGAGAGUUGCUCUCGAAUGGGUAGAUGCCGAGGAGCUCGAGGAUUGGGAUGUUCACAUCUUUCGCGAAUACGUUGGCUUUUUUCCAGAAGACGGCUUGAGCAAGAUCCUCGGAGGAUUCCUCAAUAGCGACUUUUCACCUUUUCCACAACCACCUGUCGAUCCCUCCGAGGAGUCGGAAAAGCCUGAGACGCUAAAUGGUGCCGACCUUUUAAUUCUAUUGAAUGAGGGGCUUGAAGAUUGUCCAGACUCUCUGCUAGCCCAUCGCAUCAUGGCCUACGUCUAUCUUCGUUUCGAGGAUUGGGAAGGUACUGUUAACGUGGCGCGCAAAGCCCAAUCACUGGUCAAAGAUGCGCAACAUCUUUUUGCGCUGGAGCUACAGAACACUCUGGACGGCGUCAACCUUAUCCUAGCCAAAGCAUUGAUCGAGUACCAGUCUCCAAGGUAUCACCCAGAAGCAAAGUCACUAUUCGAAGAAAUCCUCAAGCGCAAGCCGAAGCUGACCGCAGCAUUACUUGGAAUCGGGUUGAUAUUCGAAGAGGAUGAAGAUUAUCCACAGGCUGUCCAAUUCCUGCAACAAGCUUCGGAGCGUGACCCGCAUAAUGUUCGGGUCAAGCUCGAAUUUGCCUGGUGUCGAGCUCAAAAUGGUGAAAUUGAGGACGGUCUUCGUGAUCUUCAGCACAUUCUGUCAGACAUUGAAGAAGAACGACAUCAGGAUUUAUUGGUAAAGUCUAUCGUCUUAUACCGUAUUGCCUGGUGCCAGUGGCACCUCAACCCAUCGGCAAAAGCACGCAAGGACAAGUCAGGGCCCUAUAAAUAUCUCAUUUCUUCGGUCAAGGCCAACCCGAGUUAUGCUCCAGCGUACACGCUGCUAGGCACUUAUUUCCAAGACUAUGGCAAAAGCAAGCAGAGAGCUCGAGUUGCACUCCAGAAGGCGUUUGAGUUGUCUACUUCCGAACUCGAUGCGGCGCAUAGACUGGCCAAAGCAUUCGCGGACGAUGCUGAAUGGGACCUGGUUGAAUUGGUUGCACAGCGGGUAGUAGCUUCCGGGAAAGCCAAACCAGCACCGGGAUCCAAGAAAAGAGCUUAUAGCUGGCCAUUUGCCGCGUUGGGCGUUGUUCAAAUGAAUAAGCAACAAUACUUUCAGGCCAUAGUUUCCUUCCAGGCGGCACUUCGCAUCAACGCAACGGAUUAUUACUCCUGGGUGGGACUGGGAGAGAGUUAUCAUAAUGCCGGACGCCAUAUUGCUGCUACGCGAGCAUUUGCAAAAGCUCAAAGCCUCGAUCAUGGCCUUCCUGCUGACGAAACUUGGUUUGCCGAAUAUAUGCUUGCGAAUGUGCAACGCGAGAUGGGUCUUUAUGAUGAGGCAAUUCUGGCAUACAAAGCAGUACUGAACCUGAAGCCCGACGAGUUUGGAGUGCUCAUCGCCCUCCUUCAGACCUUGUCAGAGAGUGCAUGUGCGAAGGUUGGCUUGGGGAUGUUCGGGGAGGCCGUCAAACUUGCAGCCUCUGCCAUCGAGGUGGCAACAGACAUUGCACAGCGCAAUACUGAUUCUUUCAACCUCUGGAAAUCGGUUGGUGACGCUUGUUCUGUUCUGGGACAGGUCAAACUCUACGGCGAUUCUGCAAACCUCCGAUCAAUCAUAUCGCUACUGCGGCUGUCCCUGGGCAAUGACUUGGAAAUCCUCGCAGACCUAGACAAGGUGGAUUUGGACGCCACUACCACGAACGACCACCAGACUCAGUCAAGCCUGAGCGACUCCUUCCUUCACACCGCCAUACUAGCCCACAAGCGCGCCGUUCAUGCCUCUUCCACAGACCAACAUGCCCAGGCUGUCGCUUGGUACAACCUCGGAUGGGCCGAAUUCGAAACAUACACAAUUUCAGCUGCACCGACAGAACUCAGGGGGAAGAAACACCGCCGUUUUUUGAAAGCAGCAAUCAAGUGUUUUAAGCGAGCCAUUGAGCUCGAAGCAAGCAACUCCGAAUUCUGGAACGCCCUUGGAGUUGUCACACUGAACCUCAGCCCACAAGUCUCGCAACACGCCUUCGUUCGAAGCUUGCAUCUCAAUGACCACAGUGCCAGGACCUGGACCAACCUUGGAGUUCUCUACAUUGUACAUGGAGACAAUCAACUUGCGAACGAAGCUUUCACCCGGGCACAGUCGGAAGAUCCCGAAUACGCGGACGCUUGGAUUGGACAAGGCUUGCUUGCGCUAUUGUUUGGCAGUAUGGGCGAAGCAAGAGGGUUGUUCACGCACGCCUUUGAUAUUGCCGACUCAUCACGCUUGCCAGCACAACGUCACUAUGCAAUUUCGGCAUUCGAUUAUCUGCUCAAAGACCCUUCAAGGUCACAAGAGGUCGACCAUUUGUUGCAGCCACUCUUCGCGAUGCGACAGUAUCAUGUACAACAGCCCUCGGACUUGAUCACGAGCCAUCUGAUGGCUCUUUUGGCAGAACGCGCGGGGGAUUGUGAAAGUACUUCCAAAGUCCUUCAAGAUAUAUGCGACGCUGUUGAAGCGGAGUUUGAGAAGUCAGAAUCCACCGAGUAUCUAGUCAAGUUUGCACAAGCAAAAGCCGACCUGUCUCGGGCACAACUUGCAGGAGGGGACUUUUCGGGUGCUGUUUCGAGUGCAGAAACGGCUCUCGAUCUAUCGGGAGAGGCCGAUGAUUUUGGGCCGGCGUAUUCAGAACUUCGCCAGAAGUGGCGCUUAUCUGCGCAAGUCACCAGCGGCCUUGCACAUAGUCAUUUGGGCAAUACGGAGCAGUCGAUCAAAAUGUUUCAAGAAGCGCUGAGAGAAGGGAAAGAUGAGCCGGACAUCGUCUGCAUGCUUGCACAAGUUCUGUGGGCCAAGGGUGGCGAGGCGGAAAAGGAGGCGGCUCAAUCACAGUUGUUCAACGUGGUUGAAAACAACCCGAAGCACGUCCAGGCCGUAUGCCUCUUGGCGGUCAUGGGACUGCUUGAUGAUGAUGAGGCUGUGCUAGAAGCGGUUGAGGAAGAGCUCAAAGCCGUGAGACUGACGGACGACGUUGGAGUUUUGGACAAGAUCCGGGUGUCCAAAGUACUGGCGGGCGUCGUUGGAUGCAAACAAAAAGCACAGCAGGAUGGGGAAGAGGCGCAGGUGGCCACGAUCGCGGAUGCGCUAGAUGGGAUCAUGCUGGCCCCUGGACAACCACAGGGCUGGCUAGAGCUUUCACAAGCUGUUCAAGACGAAGAUGCUGGAGUCUAUGCCGGAGAAAUGGCCGUGCUGAACGCAAGUCGUCAGGUACCUCCCGGUGGCAAACUCGAAGCGGAUGAUCUAGCGCUGGCAUAUCAAGGCACUGGUCAGGUCGAUGAUGUGUUACGGGCAAAGAUGCUGGCUCCAUGGAGGACGGAAAUGGAUGUUACAGCGUUCUGA